AUGUUCAACCGCACGGUCGCUCGUUCCGCCAUUAAGGCAUUCAACUCAACCGCGCGCCCAGCGACGCGCUCCACAAUCAUCCGCCCGCUCUCCUGCACCACAGCCCGCGCCAACAAGAACAAUGACCCCAAAAACGACCCCCUUCUCGCCGCCACCACCAAGGCCCCCGAGGGCGCCUCUGGUGAACAUGAGGGCCAAUUCGCCCGCACCGAUGAGAGCGUGCAGAUCGAGUACCCGCCUGACAGCGAGAUGCCUGCCCAGCCUAUCGUCCAGGGCCGCGGCGGUAUGCACUUCAAGCGUACCCUGGCUCAGUUCUCCCUCGAGAACAAGGUCAGCAUGGUGACUGGUGGCGCGCGUGGCUUGGGUCUGGUCAUGGCGCAAGGCUUGGUAGCCUCGGGCUCUGAUCUGGCGAUUGUCGAUCUAAACAAGGCUGAGGCAGAAGAGCAGGCUGAAAAGCUUGUUGACCAGUUCCGCAAGGAGAACCCCGGUCUAGAGGAUAUGCCCAACGUGACAGCACACUACUCGGACGUUGCGAACCCCGAUUCCGUCAACGAGGCCCUUGCCGAAGUCCUAGCCAAGCACAACCGGAUCGACAACCUGGUCACCUCCGCCGGGUUCACCGAGAACUUCGACGCCAUCAGCUAUCCGUUUGACCGCAUGCAGAAGCUCUGGGGUGUCAACGUAGACGGCACGUACUUGUUCGCCACGGGUGUGGCCAAGCACCUGAUGGAGCGCAAUGCACCCGGCAGCAUUGUCAUGAUCGGCUCCAUGUCCGGCUCCAUCGUCAAUGUGCCCCAGCCCCAGGCUCCGUACAACGCGGCCAAGGCGGCAGUGCGCCAUCUCGCUGCAUCGCUGGCCGUCGAGUGGGCCGGCCACGAUAUCCGCGUCAACUGCAUCAGCCCAGGCUACAUGCUGACUGCUCUUACCCGCAAGAUCCUCGACGAGAACCCCCAGCUCCGCGACAAGUGGACCUCCCUCAUCCCCGUUGGCAAGAUGGGCACCCCCGAGGACCUGAUGGGUGCUGUGACCUUCCUGCUCAGCGACGCUUCCAAGUACAUCACGGGUGCGGAUCUGCGCGUGGACGGCGGCUACACUCUGACCUAG
Penicillium canariense is the source of this 1104-nucleotide messenger RNA. RefSeq lists its product as uncharacterized. Gene Ontology annotation, cellular component: intracellular anatomical structure. The transcript is spliced from 4 exons. The record is from RefSeq and is a predicted model, not a curated record. Gene Ontology annotation, molecular function: oxidoreductase activity, acting on NAD(P)H, oxygen as acceptor. NCBI's taxonomy places the organism in Eukaryota, Fungi, Ascomycota, Eurotiomycetes, Eurotiales, Aspergillaceae. The coding region runs from base 1 to 1104 and encodes 367 amino acids.